Botrytis fragariae is the source of this 1248-nucleotide messenger RNA. RefSeq lists its product as uncharacterized. Lineage: Eukaryota; Fungi; Ascomycota; Leotiomycetes; Helotiales; Sclerotiniaceae. The coding region runs from base 1 to 1248 and encodes 415 amino acids. The transcript has a single exon. The record is from RefSeq and is a predicted model, not a curated record.
AUGGAGUCUUCACGAUCAGGUGUUGCAUCAUCUAAAGAAAAGUUACCCAUCACCACAUUCGAUUCAACAGCUCAAGAGGAGAAUAAGACAGCAGCCAGGAAAUCUGAAAGCAUGUCUCUGAAAUUCGCAAUCCAAUGCCUGGCAGUGAUGAUACUACUGAACAUAUUUCUGUACAAUACGGUCCGAUACUUCUCAGCGGAGACUACGGGCUUUAGUGGUUGCUCCCAUGAGAACGCUGCUUUGGGUUCCUCGAGAUAUAGGAAUGGUCUAGGCAAGCUUUCACCGGAAUUAAAGUUCGGAGACAGGAGCCAUGGAAACGAUUACCCGUCACUAUGGUUGCUUGAAGCAGCAGGCGCUUACACUAAAAAGACAUCUGUAUCAUUCAACGAUGUCACCGAUAUCUGCGCUAAUUACUCUGGAGAAAAUUCCCCUUCCCAUUGUACAACAAACACUAUUGCGUCUGUACUACUUCUCAGCAGCUCUAUACUUUCCCUUCAAUCAGAGCUUAUUAAUUUUACCACUCCACACCUUUCGAAUGGACGGCCGCUAAAUUCAAACUUCGAUCCACCAGCUCUACUGGACAUGAUGUACCCUAAUCCUCCAGAAUUUCAGAAGGCUGUACCAUAUUAUAUUACCCAUACUAUCGGUUCUCCUGUUCACCAUGUAGGGUAUUAUUGUUCCUUCUCGUCCCCAUGCACCAACCCAGUGUUCAGCAUCUCCACCCAUGAAGAUAUUCCCAUGCUCUUCACAUUCCUCCCUUCUAUCCUCGGUACCCACACAGAAGCUCUCAAGUUUGGUUUCGGAAAUGCGGCAGACUACCACUUUUCUACCAACAAUUUCGCGAAUGGUGGCUUUGAUAUACUGUUCGGAAAAGCAAAGUCACCUAUGCUUGAUCCUAUAAACGAUUACUCUCAGAUGAAACAAGAAGUACAUUGCCUUCUUAGGGAUGGAUUGAAACUGCCUGGUCUCUUCUUCAAUAUCCGCACUCGUGGCUCCGGGGAGAAAGGCUUUCAUGGAGCAAUAAUCCCAUGGACCCGCAAUGAGAGAAGCGAGACAGAGCGAAUGGAGACAAUCAUGACGUCGGAACAAAACAUGACUACCUGUGCUGCGGCCAUAGCAACGCGGCAUUCUAAGAGAGUAGAAUUGUGGCUUUUAGGGGGUUUCUUUCUGGGGCUGGCUGGCUCAGGAGUAAUUGUCUCGCUAUUUGCUCGGUGGCUCGAAAAUAGGCAGGGAAGGAUUCGUUUAUAG